AUGGCGAAUCUAUCUAUCUAUCUAUCUAUCUAUCUCAGUCCAUAUCUCUCUAUCUAUCUCAGUCUAAUGUAUAAACAUAAAAAUGUCUUAAAACUAUCUAUCUAUCUAUCUAUCUAUCUAUCUAUCUAUCUAUCUCAUUUGUUCAUAUCUAUCUAUCUAUCUAUCUAUCUAUCUAUCCCAGUCUUUUCAUAUCUAUCUAUCUAUCUAUCUAUCUAUCUAUUUUAUUCAUAUCUAUCUAUCUAUCUAUCUAUCUAUCUAUCCCAGUCUUUUCAUAUCUAUCUAUUUAUCUAUCUAUCUAUGCCUGUUCAUAUCUUUCUCAGUAUGUUUAUAUCUGUCUAUAAGUUUAUUCAUAUCUAUCUAUCUAUCUAUCUAUCUAUCUAUCUAUCUGUUAAUUUAUUUAUAUCUAUCUCAGUCUUUUCAUUAUCUAUCUAUCUAAGGUGUGUUCAUAUACAUCUUAGUAUCUUUUGUUCAUAUCUAUCUAUCUAUCUAUCUAUCUAUCUAUCUAUCUAUCUAUCUAUCCCAGUUUUCAAUGAAUUCCUAUCUAUCUGUCACAAUAUAUUCAUACCUAUCGCAGUGAAUUCCGAUCUAUCUAUCUAUCUAUCUAUCUAUCUAUCUAUCUAUCUGUGUUCCAACUUUAUAUUUUAUGAAUGUCUUCACAUAUCUAUCUAUCUAUCUAUCUAUCUAUCUAUUUAUUAUAUUCAUAUCUGUCUCAGUGAAUCUCUAUCUAUUUAUCUAGCUAUCUGA
This is a messenger RNA of Acanthosepion pharaonis, 744 nucleotides long. The record is from the annotation of a GenBank genome assembly. NCBI's taxonomy places the organism in Eukaryota, Metazoa, Mollusca, Cephalopoda, Sepiida, Sepiidae.